Eublepharis macularius is the source of this 555-nucleotide messenger RNA. It is a transcript of the gene RHEBL1, whose product is annotated as RHEB like 1. Lineage: Eukaryota; Metazoa; Chordata; Lepidosauria; Squamata; Eublepharidae. Gene Ontology annotation, cellular component: plasma membrane. Gene Ontology annotation, biological process: small GTPase-mediated signal transduction. The record is from RefSeq and is a predicted model, not a curated record. Gene Ontology annotation, molecular function: GTPase activity; GTP binding; GDP binding. The coding region runs from base 1 to 555 and encodes 184 amino acids. The transcript is spliced from 8 exons.
AUGCCGCUGGUGCGCUACCGCAAGGUCGUGCUGCUGGGCUACCGCUCCGUGGGUAAAACCUCUCUUGCUCACCAGUUCAUUGAUGGAGAGUUUCUGGAGUGUUAUGACCCCACGGUGGAAAGCACUUACAACAAAAUGUUGUCGAUGGGGAAGGAUGAAUUCCAUCUGCAGCUAGUGGACACUGCAGGGCAGGAUGAGUACACGAUCCUGCCGCACUCUUUUAUCAUUGGCAUCCACGGCUACGUGCUGGUGUAUUCUGUCACGUCUCUCAAGAGUUUUCAAGUGGUCAAGUCUUUGCACAGCAAGUUGCAUGAAAGCAGAGGGAAGACGAGGAUGCCUGUGGUGCUUGUGGGCAAUAAAGCGGAUCUCUCGCUAGAAAGCCGUCAGGUGAAGACUGAUGAAGGCAGGAAGCUUGCUGAUUCCUGGGGUGCCGUGUUCCUGGAGUCCUCGGCAAAAGAAAAUCAGAUGACUCAAGGAAUCUUCACAAAGAUAAUUGAGGAAAUUGACCGCGUGGACAACUCAUACGGUGAACAGCGCAGCUGUGUCCUGAUGUGA